UGCCUGGCCGGGGGGCAGAGGAGGAGCUUGCGAAAAGUUUUGGGCUAAAAACCCACCUUUUGCUGCCAGCCGAGCCCGACGUCAGGGGCCGCUGUGCGCUGCGCGGGGGCUCCGCACGCGGCCUCUACACAAAGGCAGCAGCUCCGCAGCGCUCCGCACCGCGCACCGCACCGCAGUUCAAUACAGAGCGAAGCCGGCAGCUUCGCAGCAAUGGAUGCAUGAAAGGCAGGAUGCAGGUCCAGGGCCUCCUCCUCCUCCUGGCGCUGAUCCUGUUGGCUGCCACCGCCGAGGCUGGCAAGAACAAGAAAGAGAAAGUGAAGAAGGACGGCUCUGAGUGUGAGGACUGGCGUUGGGGACCCUGUGUCCCCAACAGCAAGGACUGUGGCCUGGGCUACCGUGAAGGAACUUGCAAAGAUGAGAGUAAGAAGCUCAAGUGCAAGAUCCCCUGCAACUGGAAGAAGAAGUUUGGAGCUGACUGCAAGUACAAAUUUGAGAGCUGGGGGGGAUGUAGUGCUCAGACAGGUGUGAAGACUCGCUCUGGCGUCCUGAAGAAAGCCCUGUACAAUGCCCAGUGCGAGGAGAUCGUCUAUGUGACCAAGCCCUGCUCUUCCAAGAUCAAGUCGAAGUCCAAAGCAAAGAAGGGCAAGGGGAAGGACUAGAGUGGGAAGCCAGCAUCCUCGUCAUCCUCUUGACACAGUGCCUAUGGGGCUGGAAGCCCGCUGCAGUCAGCCCAUGCUCCAGUCUUCCUCCUCUCCUUCCUUUCCAUGACCUUCUCUUUCACUGAGAUGCCUUGUUUUAAUUGCUAGUGUUGUAGAGAGCAAACCCACCCACCCUGCAGGAGGGGCUGCAGCCCUCCCCACUGCCCCUGCCAGUGCAUCCCACUCACC
Molecule: messenger RNA, 887 nt
Organism: Columba livia (rock pigeon)
Lineage: Eukaryota; Metazoa; Chordata; Aves; Columbiformes; Columbidae
Gene: MDK
Product: midkine
Exons: 6
Coding region: 219-659 (146 amino acids)
Molecular function (GO): growth factor activity
Source: RefSeq, a predicted model, not a curated record